UCUCUCUCUAUCUACCCAUGCUUUUUUUCACUUUUGAUGUUCUUCUUUUGGGUCUUCUGAGAAACUAGAAAAAGUGUUAAACAGGUGAAGGAAUGAAUCAAUGUGAUAAUAAAGAGGGUGUGUCAAGAAUGAUUGACCAACUCUUGGAAAUGGGAAACAAAACAGUCGUGUGCCAGCAAAGAUACCAAGACAGAGGGAAGAGCAUAUGGCUCCAUGAAAACCCCCUGAAUCUCCCAACCCCGCUCCUCAUGUUUCAGCUCAUUCUCAUCUUCUUCGUUACCCGACUCGUCCAUCUCGCCCUCAAGCCGCUCGGUCAAAUCACCAUCGUAUCGCAGCUCCUCGGAGGAAUUCUGCUGGGACCCUCGGUUUUAGGCCAGAACAAGGCUCUGGCGUCGAGCAUUUUCCCCGCGAGGAGUGAGACGAUCAUCGAGACGUUCACGAUGUUUGGCGUCAUGUUCUUCCUCUUCUGUCUCGGGGUGAAGAUGGACCCUGCCUCGAUGCUGCGGCCAGGGCGCAAGGCGCUUUUGAUCGGCUCCUCCAUGUUGCUCUUGUCGUUGGUCGUCCUGCUCAUCCUGUCAACGGUCCUGCAACGCCACUUCACCCUGGACUCGAGCCUCACAAAGGCAUUGCCGUACGUCGCGGGUGUGCAAGCCCUGACUGGCUUUCCGGUCAUCUCCUCCCUGCUCAUCGAGCUUAGGAUCCACAACACUGACCUGGGCAGGCUCGCCAUCUCCUCGUCCAUGGUCUGUGACCUGAUUGGGAUGGGAUUGGCGGCCAUAGGGACGGGGAUGGCGGAGAAUGACGGUCACGUGGCGAUGUCGGGGUUAGCUAUCGCAGCGGCAGUUGCAGUUCUGCUGGUUAUUGUUUUCGUAUUUAAGCCGCUGAUAUUACGGUUGAUACACAAUACUCAACCCGGGAAAACCAUCGACGAGGGUACAUUGAUGUGUGUCAUAUUGCUUGUUCUCGUGACGGGGUUCAUGGCCGAAACGGUGGGCCAACACUAUCUCGGUCCCCUAUUUCUGGGCUUGAUGGUUCCGGAUGGACCGCCGCUGGGCACGGCCAUCGAAUCAAGAAUAGAACUUUUCGCGUCCAGCUUGCUCUACCCUGCCUUUGUGUCCGUGUCGGGUUUACGCACUGACGUGUUCCAAAUUCACAACGAGUCCCUCUGGAUCCUGGCUGUUCUGGUCGUCGUCUCCUUCCUCGUCAAAUUCGGAGUGGUAGUAUCGGCCGCACUCUACAGCAAGAUUCCCUUUCGAGAAGCUUUCGUUCUCGGUCUCAUCUUGAACGGAAAAGGCGUAAUCGAGCUCGUGCUCUACAACGUCUGGCGAAAUGGCCAGGUCGUAACGAAUGAACUGUUUUCCCUGUGUAUAAUAUCAACUAUACUGGUGACGGGAAUCACAACCCCGCUUGUGAAAGUCCUCUAUGAUCCUUCAAGGCAAUUCAUAUCGGUCAAAAGAUCUUCGAUCCAGCAUAACAAGCCCAAUUCCGAGCUCCGGAUUCUCGUCUGUGUCGACAGUCACGACAGCGUCCCGACAAUCAUAAACCUCCUAGAGGUAUCCCAUGCUUCGGAAGAGAGCCCGAUCGCAAUCAUGGCAAUGGUGUUGGUCGAGCUCAUUGGCCGAACCACUGCCAUGCUCGUGUGCCACAAGGAUCGAGUCAUCGACUCUAGUUCAAUCACGUCCGGGCACAUAAUUAAUGCUUUCAGGAACUACGAGCACCACAACGAAGGGCGUGUCACGGUGCAGACGUUCACUGCCAUAUCUGAUUUCGAUACCAUGCAUGUCGAUAUAUGCCAGGUGGCCCUCGACGAGAGAGCGAGCAUCGUGAUCGUCCCGUUUCACAAGCAGUGGGCGGUCGAUGGCCAAGUAGGCAAGGUAAACCGAGCUGUCCAGACCAUGAAUCUACAUGUCCUAGAGCAAGCGCCGUGCUCGGUCGGGAUCCUCAUAGACAGGGGAAUCGUGAGGGGCACGCUCACAAUCCUGACGAGCGAAUCCACGUUCCAUGUCGCGGUCCUCUUCAUCGGCGGCCCGGACGAUGCGGAAUCCCUGGCCUACGGUUCCCGGAUGGCAAAACACGAGAACGUCAUCGUGACGGUCAUUCGCUUCCUUCUCUUCGGGAGCGAGAACACGAAAGACCGGAGGAUCGACACGGAGCUGAUCUACGAGUACAGGCAUUCCAACGUGGGGAACGAGAGAUUCGUCUACAUGGAAGAGGUGGUGAGAGACGGGGUGGGCCUAGCUUCGUUCAUCGGAAAGAUGGUGGACCGUUAUGAUCUGAUACUGAUCGGGAGGCAACACCAGGCCUCCCCGAUCUUCACGGGGCUCGAACAGUGGAGCGAGUGCCCCGAGCUCGGCGUCAUCCCCGACAUGCUCGCUUCGCCAGACUUUGAGAGCACGGCCUCGGUCCUGGUGAUUCAGCAACAAAGGAUAGGAGGCACUUUGAUGGCCGGUCACGCCAUACAAUCUGCGAUCCAUCCUAGGGAUCAGGCAUACGCACCCACAACCGUCCCUCAGGAUGAAGCAGGGAGAGCUUCCUGGAGCAUCUCCAUAGAUAAGCGAGGCAGGACUUGAGGAGGAAAGUCUCUAUUUACAUUGCCCCCUUUGCCAAACAGAUUUUUGCUUCUCUAGUUUGAAUGUUCCUGUUUCCUUAGUCCUAGUCUUCGACUGACUGUUCCAAUGCAAAGAUGGGUCAGUCACGUUGUUGUAAUAAUUUAGCCAGCUUAAUGCAAACAGAACGACCAAUUCCACUUCAAA
Syzygium oleosum is the source of this 2753-nucleotide messenger RNA. Its product is annotated as cation/H(+) antiporter 15-like. The transcript has 3 exons. NCBI's taxonomy places the organism in Eukaryota, Viridiplantae, Streptophyta, Magnoliopsida, Myrtales, Myrtaceae. Gene Ontology annotation, cellular component: endomembrane system; membrane. The record is from RefSeq and is a predicted model, not a curated record. Gene Ontology annotation, molecular function: antiporter activity. Bases 93 to 2570 code for a protein of 825 amino acids. Gene Ontology annotation, biological process: proton transmembrane transport; regulation of pH.